AUGAAGAUCACGUCAUGGAAUGUAAAAGGGUUGGGAAGGAAAGAUAAAAGGGGAAAAGUUUUAAAGUUGGUUAAGGAUAAGAAGUUAGAUAUGCUACUGCUUCAAGAAACAAAGAAAUCCAAUGUGGAUGACUUGCUGGUGAAGUCCUUGUGGCCCUUUGAUUUUUUGCAGUUUUUGAUAGUGGACUCGGUGGGUAGUGCAGGGAGCCUGCUAUGUGUGUGGAAUCCGGGGGUCUUCCAGAUGUCAGAGUGUUGUAGCUCGAGGAAUUUCUUACUUCUAUCCGGUAUUGUUAAGCAAUCUUUUGAGUGUGUAAUUGUUAACAUUUAUGCUCCGAAUAAUUUGAGGAGUAGGGGUCAGUUAUGGGAAGCAUUGGGAAGGUUAAAGUCAUCUUUUCACAAGCCUUGGUGUAUUGGAGGGGACUUUAAUGAAAUUUGUUUUUCGAGUGAAAGAAGGGGUUAUUUGAGAAGGGACAAAGGAAUGGUUGAAUUUAAUGAGUUUAUUGAUCGUAUGGAAUUAGUAGAUCUGCCUUUGUUAUGGAGAGGUUUUACGUGGUGUAAUUCAGUGGAAGGAGAUGGAGUAGAAUAG
Messenger RNA from Camellia sinensis, 585 nucleotides. Lineage: Eukaryota; Viridiplantae; Streptophyta; Magnoliopsida; Ericales; Theaceae. The record is from RefSeq and is a predicted model, not a curated record.